Messenger RNA from Galdieria sulphuraria, 2786 nucleotides. RefSeq names its product aarF domain-containing kinase. Gene Ontology annotation, biological process: protein phosphorylation. The record is from RefSeq and is a predicted model, not a curated record. The coding region runs from base 100 to 2757 and encodes 885 amino acids. Gene Ontology annotation, molecular function: protein kinase activity; ATP binding. Lineage: Eukaryota; Rhodophyta; Bangiophyceae; Galdieriales; Galdieriaceae. The transcript has 2 exons.
CGGACAUUUGAAACGACUUCCACUUUCACGUUAUCAAAAAGCCAAGUAUUGGCCUUGCUUUUCUCAUUCUCGACUAUAAGCUUUUUAUCGUACUUUCAAAUGCACUCACAAUCUUUGAGCUUUGACUCUUCAAAUCCGUGGAAGACUGAUAAAGAGAAUAAAAUAGCCAAAGUAUAUCCAAAGCAGUUGAAUGAAGAACUUGUCGAUGAAGCGGCCGUGAAUGAUUUUCAAGCUCAAAAGGAACGUUUGUUUCCAGAAUACAAGGAUGCGCAUGUACGACGAGGUGAGGAUUUGUACCGAAGAUUUCGUAAGGAGCUGUUUCAGGAAGAAGAUGUGAAGAAUGACAAAAAAAUUCGUUUUCAACUGGACGGAAAAGAACUAGUAAGAGCAUUGGAAUAUUGGAAAUUGGAAGCAUAUGAAAAUUUCGUGCUUCUUAUGAAGAGACUUGGUUUUGUUGGAGUUAUUACUGUGUACUCUUUUUGGGGAAUGAUGGUGUCUGAUCGUUCUUCAAGACGUGUUUCAUUGCCAUCCAUUUAUGAUGCACAAGCAAUUGCUGCCUAUUUUCGACUUUAUCCUGAGAAAGUGUUUUUCCGUCUGGUUUCCAUUGCUUGUGAACUUGCGCAGUUCUCAACUGGCCUCUUAGUGGAUUUGACUUCAUAUCGUCUGUUUGGUCCGAACGAGGAGAAGAUGUCUUCUUUAGCUAAGGACGGUCACGACCUCUUGACAGUUCGAAAGAGUGAACCGUUGCAAAAUGAACAAGUCACAUAUGAGACAUAUUCUGUGCCCUCUUUUUGGAAGGACAACUUUUUCCAUAUCUUUCAUUUCUUCCGCAAGUCGCCUUGGCCUAGAAACGGAUUUCCUAUUCUUCAAAGGCAGCAUUUUGGAGGAAAGAGUCCGAUUGCUCUUUUCGAGGAGCAGAUGAAAGAGCGAAUGAAAAGAAAAUACGAAUUUUGGGAAUGGAAAUGGCAGCGAAGGGCUUCAAAAUUGAGAGAAAUGCUAACUCGACUGGGACCUGCGUUUAUUAAAUUCGGGCAAACUUUAGCAUCCAGACCGGAUAUUGUUGGUCAUUACGGAGUUGUAGAACUUCAGAAGCUCCAGGAUAGUUUACCUUUUUUUUCGACAGAAAGAGCAUUUGAGUUUAUCACUGAAGAACUUGGAGCAACGCCUGACCAAAUAUUUGACUUUAUCUCUAAAGAACCUGCAGCAGCAGCAAGUUUGGGUCAAGUUUACAAAGCUCGUCUAGAUAACGUCGAUGUAGCCGUAAAGGUUCAAAGACCAGAUAUUGCAGAGUCGAUUGCACUGGACUCUUACAUUUUACGGGGUUUGGCAUUUACUCUUACUAAACUAUUAAAAUCUAAAACGGAUUUCGUCAUGGCGGUGGACGAAUUCGGAACUCGACUCUAUGAAGAAAUUGAUUAUAAAGGAGAAAGUUCGAAUAUGAUUCGUUUUCAGAAACUUUAUGGCGAUAUUCCUGGAAUUUAUAUCCCAUCCGUAUUUCAAGAAUACUCUACCCGACGAAUUCUUGUCAUGGAAUGGAUAGAUGGUCAAAAAAUUGUAAAUGAAGGGAAUUUUAUUCGGAAAGAAGAUGCAGCACUGGUUGAAAUUGGCAUUCAGUUUUCUUUAAAACAGUUGUUAGAAACAGGGUUUCUUCAUGCGGAUCCUCAUGGAGGCAAUCUUGUUCGCAUGAAGGACGGACGUUUAGCGUAUUUAGAUUUUGGAUUGGUUUCACAUGUUCCUGAGGCAAUGAUGUAUUCUAUGAUAUGUACAUUCUUUCAUUUGAUGAUUGGAGACUAUCCAUCUCUUGCUGAAGACUUUGCAAGCCUUGCUCUCAUUCAGUCAAACGACUUGGACAACCAUAUUCCCGAAUUAAUUUUGGCUCUACAAGAAACCUUCUCGCAAGAACCAUUUUCAUUUCAUGGUUUACCAGAAAAACUUGUUUUACUUGCAAGCCGGUUUCCUUUCGUGAUUCCUCCAUACUUUUUGAACAACUUGAGAGCUCUCUCUACUUUAGAGUCGCUAGCAAGAACUGCCGAUACAUCAUUUGAUGUGAAAGACGUGGUUUAUCCUUAUGUUGUUUCAAGAAUGCUAUAUGACCCUGCACCUCAGCUUCAACAUGCAUUGGAAAACUAUAUUAUUGAUAGAGAAAGUGGCUCCCCUUGUUGGGACCGAAUUGACAAUAUAUUGCACGAUGCUGUUGUUGCCUCAAUACAUUCCCAGUCACAUAUCGUUCGUUCAUACCUUCGAACUUCCUCUCUAUCGGGUUCUGGUUCCUAUCUUGGAAAUAUGUUUUCGAGCAACGAAGAAGAGUUAACUGCAUAUCUCUUAAUAAGUUUCCUAAUAUCACCUGGAGGUAGUUUCUUGCGAGAAUUGUUAGUUAUUCAAUUUGCCCGUAAUAUUUGUCGAUAUUUGUUUUAUGUUUUGGAUAGAUUAGAAUUUGUAUUAUUGCCUGACAACUUGCGACCUCCUCCUGCAGCGUCUCUGUUAUCGAUUUCUACAUCUUCAUGCAAUUCGAUGGAAAAACGAAAGGAUAUAAAGGAGGCGACCCAGCGCAAUAGACAAGUUGUAAUGAAAUUGUUCAAGAGAUUGAAUGGAUAUCAUUGGAAGACGUCUUUGUUCAUGGUGGUUAUAAUUCUAAGAAGCAUAUUGAGAAUAACCUUUACUGUGGUGUCUUUUUGUCUUUGGCGAGUAUUCCGUGACGUGAGAAUAGUAGUGAAAAGGAUUUUUGGGGGGAAUCUGAAGUCGUCUUGGGGAGAAUAGCAAUUGGAAAUAAAUUGUAGUUUCAAUCC